UAUCGCCUUCAUUGAGCCCCAUCAUCUCUGGCCUCAGCCUCCCAUGCUCCCCGCCCUUCUGCCUCCUGCCUCCCGCACCUGGUCCACCCUCUACUCUGAGACCAGGGAGACCUUCCUAAAAGGAUGAAAGCUGACUAUGUUGCUCCCUGGCUUAAAAUCCUCCAAAGGGCAGUCUUGGGGCAGGGAGCUCACUACCUCACGGGGCUUCCUAAAUGUCUCUGAGUUUCAACGUUGUCAUCUGUAAAAUGGGGGAUUGUUUUGCGAUCCCAUGAGCCCGCGGUACGUGGCCGCGGUGAGCUGGCGCUCCGCAGGCGUCAGGACAUCACGUGGCCUCUCCCACAGGCCAGCCCACCCCUGCAGCCCCUCGCUGUCCGCUGUCUGCAGCCGGCAGGCUGAACCCUCCCCUCUGUCUGCCGCGCAUGCGCCGAGCCGCCCCUUGCAUGCCGCCUCCGCGGAGCCCGGCUCGCCGUGCCAGGACCCCUGAGCGCGGGGCUGCCCCCCUUAACCACACCCUCAGCUGCCCAGGUGUGAGUGUCGCAGCGGACCCCAGCGUGGAGGUGAGCGGAGAGUCCUUUCCUUCGAGGAGUCAGAGCUGUACACGUGGGCAGGCUGGCUCCGCUGUUCUGCUCCAAGGAUUACAUGUCCUUCAAACGCCCCUGCCCCUCUCUUCAAGAGAGGGGUCAGUGUGCCCAUUCCACGCACGAGGAAACUGAGGCUCAAGGACAUGAAGAAACUAAUCUAAGUGACACAGCUAGAAAAUGGUGGGGCCAGGGAUACAUUCCAGUAGCUCGAUACAACCGCACCAGCUACUUCUACCCCACAUUCUCAGAGAGCUCGGAGCACAGCCAUCUGCUCGUGUCCCCUGUACUGGUGGCCAGUGCGGUCAUAGGUGUGGUCAUCAUCCUCUCCUGCAUCACCAUCAUAGUGGGCAGCAUCCGCAGGGACAGGCAGGCCCGGCUCCAGCGACACCACCACCGUCACCACCGCCGCCACCACCACCACCAUCGCCGCCGCCGCCACCGCCAUCGAGAGUACGAGCACAGCUACGUGUCUGACGGGCACAUCUACAGCCGCUCAAGCCGCAGGAUGCACUACGCCUGCAGCCCGGCCGAGGACUGGCCCCCACCCUUGGACGUCAGCUCUGAUGGGGACGUGGAUGCCACUGUGCUCCGAGAGCUGUACCCAGAUUCUCCACCGGGGUACGAGGAGUGUGUGGGGCCAGGGGCCACCCAGCUCUACGUCCCCACGGAUUCACCGCCGCCCUACUCGCUGACCGACUCCUGCCCUGCGCUGGACAGCGCCCUCGACGAAGGCAGCGGCCACAGCUCUGGCCGACACCAGCAGGCGCAAAGGGCCCGGGGUCAGAGUGGCCUCCGCACCAUCUCCAUGGACACCCUGCCCCCUUAUGAGGCAGUAUGUGGUACCAGCCCCCCAUCGGGCCUGCUGCCGUUGCCGGGACCAGAACCAGGGCCAAGGAGCCCCCAGGGGUCACUUGCCCCAACUCGGUCCCUGGCCUCGGGCCCAGAGAGGGUUAUGUGAGUGUCCCAACCGGCCAGGUCCUGCCAGCCCCUAGGGGCUGAAUCACAUUCUUCAGGCACACAGGGGCACACACGACAUGUGCACACACAGCACUCCCACACGCACACAUAUAUACACAACUGGUACACACACAGACAUAUACACUGGCAUACCCAUGUGCACACACACACACCCAGACAUGCCCCACACAUGUGCAGCACACACACAGCCCCAUACACCCACACAAACCCAUCUGUGAAGGUUUCAUUAAAAAUGAAGCUCUCCCGACCUCCCGUCUCCUCCCCAGCCUGUCAGUUCUGCCUCUGCAGACAACACUGGGAGAAGAGAGGUGGAGAAGGGACCGGGGCUCGCUUUUCCCUCUCCCCGGGCCUGUUUGCCCCUGCCCUCACCUGGCAGGCUGUGCCCAAACUCUGAUUCUGCCUCCAGAAACUGCUCGACCAUCCCAGGUCAGCUGCCUGCCCCAACCCCUCCCCAGGACCAGCUUGUCCUCCUGCUUUUGGGACAGGGCUCAGUGAGGUUCAGCUGUGCGCUGCACCUAUCUCUCAAUUCCAGGGCAGACGAGCCACAACAUCACCACCCUGCCACUUAUGGGGUGAGGGACACGGGUCUGGGGGCUCAGGCAUGACCUGGAGGCCCUCGCAGCCUACCUUGCCCCUUCCCCCCAACCCAGUGCCCUCAGUCUGGUGGUGCUAGUGGAGUUAUCUCAGAAGCCCCCACCCCAAGCCACAGGUGAUGAACAGGGCUCUUGGUGGGUAUUUGGAGUGGGGGUGGCGGGUUAUAGCUUUCCCCAUGUCACUGCAACCACUGCCCAGGACUGAGGGUCUUCAAAGAUGAGAGCUGUCUGGACACGCUCUGAGGGAGACAAGCGGCCCCUUGCUAAGUAUGUGCCCAGCUGACCAUUAAGGCCUGAGCGUGAAUGGGCUGGAGCCAGACCCCAGAAGCCGGUGUGUCCUCCAGGUGGUGGCUCAUAGUUUGGAAUUGUGAGCCAGUGUGUUGUGGCCCUGCCUUCCUGGGUGUCUGUAGAGACAAAAGAAAGGGGAUGUGAGUCCCAUUAUAGCACCCUGCCACCAGGAGAGGACCAGUGGUUAUAUCUGGGCUUCACCGCCAGGGGCACUACAGAAGGGGAUGGGUGGGGUUGCCUGGUUGUAGAGAGGCUGAGAUCCUGUCCUGGCCCAGGAAUCCCAGCAGUUUCCGUCAGAGGCCAUGCAGGUAACAGAGCUGAUUCCUGAAGACCCAGCCUGCCGGAGGGUGGCGGCGAAGCAUCUUUGAGGAAUGUCCCCGCCAGCAUCUCCAGCAGCAGAGAGCGGAGUCCUCAAGGCCAACUUGCCUCUUUCCCUGGCCCCUCCUUAAAGGACAGCACCACCAUCCAUCCUCUCCUCCACAUUUCAAUUCCUCCAGUGAAGGGCUAAGACAAUUCAGUAAUUCCUUUCCUAAGAAGAGGGGUGGCAAGGAUGGCAAUUGUGAAUUUUAUUUUCUGUAGAAAUAGAAUUUCUUCUGGUGCAGAACUGAAAGGAAUCCACCCAGAGGUUCUGUAGUAUCCUGGAGCCCCUGACUCUACCCAGGGGAGAGACCUUGUUUACAAGCAGUUCUGUCCACCUUUGUGGUGUACUGUUUUCUAGGCAAAAAAUUAUCUGUCUGUUGUACUGUAUAGCCUUUAAAAUGCACUCCAGGGAUGAGAGUCUUUUAAGAAACGCAUCCUGCUUCUGCAACCCUAGUGAGUGCUGGGAAAAAAGAUAAAAAUCCCUACCUGCUCAUCAGUGUUUGAGGGAUGGAGCUGAACAGCUUUUCUUGUUCCUAGAUUAAGCGCUAAAUAAGCAACUAUGUAUCUUUUCUGUGUUCAAAAUAAAUAUAUCAAUAAAAAAUGUUGCAAGAA
Equus caballus (horse) is the source of this 3412-nucleotide messenger RNA. RefSeq names its product brain expressed associated with NEDD4 1 (gene BEAN1). The record is from RefSeq and is a predicted model, not a curated record. NCBI's taxonomy places the organism in Eukaryota, Metazoa, Chordata, Mammalia, Perissodactyla, Equidae.